Serinus canaria (Common canary) is the source of this 4338-nucleotide messenger RNA. Its product is annotated as T-box-containing protein TBX6L. Gene Ontology annotation, molecular function: DNA-binding transcription factor activity, RNA polymerase II-specific; RNA polymerase II cis-regulatory region sequence-specific DNA binding. The record is from RefSeq and is a predicted model, not a curated record. NCBI's taxonomy places the organism in Eukaryota, Metazoa, Chordata, Aves, Passeriformes, Fringillidae. The transcript is spliced from 9 exons. Gene Ontology annotation, cellular component: nucleus. Gene Ontology annotation, biological process: cell fate specification; regulation of transcription by RNA polymerase II; positive regulation of DNA-templated transcription. Bases 1 to 1359 code for a protein of 452 amino acids.
AUGACAAAAAAGAUACACGUGAAAGUGCCAUGUGAGGCCCUUCCUUCCCCCAGCCUGGAGCCCUUCCCACAGAGCUCCAUCGUGGUCACCCUCGAGGACAUGGGGCUCUGGAUGAAGUUUCACCAGAUAGGAACUGAGAUGAUCAUCACCAAAUCUGGCAGACGAAUGUUUCCUCAAUGCAAAAUCAAAGUCUCUGGCUUAAUCCCGUAUGCCAAGUACCUCAUGCUGGUAGAUUUUGUGCCAAUGGAUAACUUCAGGUACAAGUGGAAUAAAGAUCAGUGGGAAGUUGCUGGAAAAGCAGAGCCCCAGCUCCCUUGUCGCACCUAUGUCCAUCCAGAUUCCCCAGCUCCUGGCAGCCACUGGAUGAAAGAACCUGUCUCCUUCCAAAAACUGAAGCUCACUAACAACACUCUGGAUCAACAUGGGCAUAUCAUCCUGCACUCCAUGCACCGUUACAAGCCGCGCUUCCACAUCGUGCAGGCCGAUGACCUCUUCAGUGUCCGCUGGAGCAUCUUCCAGGUGUUCAGCUUCCCUGAGACUGUCUUCACCUCUGUCACUGCCUACCAGAAUGAGCAGAUUACAAAGCUCAAGAUUGACAAUAAUCCAUUUGCUAAAGGUUUCCGUGAACAUGGGAAGAACACUCGAAGGGAAGGACGAGCCAAAUGCCAGAAGCCCAGUCCAGCCAAGAGCCAGAAGAGGAAGCUGCCUGAGGAAAAGGAACCUGCUGCUGAGGAACGUGAUUUUGAGAAAGAUGAGAAUGCAGACGUGAAGGAAGAGAGUAACCCUGUGGUGGUGAGCAGUGGAUAUCCCUUCUGGGGCUCGGAGCAGAACAGCAGCCAGGCCUUCCCUGCAGCCUCACCAGUGCCUGCUGACCAGAGGGAGGCUCUGGCCAGAGAGCAGCAGGUGCCAACACCAUCCUACCACACAUAUCGGUUCCAUGAAGCUGGGGACAGCCAGCAGCUUCCCAGCCGUGACACCGCGACCUUGAACGAUUUCCGGGCAAGGUGCCACGCCUUGGAUCUCGCCAUGGUGCCCGAGCAUGACUCCAAACAGCUCCCAGAGGGCUUCACCAACCUGCCCCCACUGCCCCCACCUCUGCCUCCUCCCCAGGACUACACAGGAGUGGUGAACAUGGCUCUGGACUCUGUGGGGAAAGCUGGGGCCCGGGCGCCCAUGUACAGUCCCUAUGGCACCGAGCAGGGCCUGGGGCAGUGGGUGGUACCUUCCCACAGCCAGUACAGGGCAAUGAGCUACUCGGCCUUCUCCACGGAGUACAACACACAAGGAACUCCAGGACAUGCCCAUGGCACCAUGGCAGAGUGGAGCCAGUACCCUCUGUUCCCCUACGCUUGCUGGUGAAUGGAGAGGACCCUUCCCAGUGAAAAAACUGAAAGAAAAUUGUAAAUGAGAUUGAAUUUACUGUUGGACUUGUGAAGUUUUGCCUACACUAGGCAGAGGUAUUGCUGCAAGCAGUAGCAUGGGACACCUUCACUUCCUUGUGUCCUUGCACAACAACCCUCACCAUAUUUCACAAGCAGUGGUUGAACUGGUGGCUGCCAGAGCCAUGUCAUUGUGGAUCAAGUUCAAUGUGUUGUGCAGUGGGUUUUUUUCCCAGCAGGAGCAGGAAACCACAGGUCUUCAAGAACAGAAUUUAAAGAGCUGCUGAACUUGCAGUCAGUGUUGGCGGUUUCCAACAACCCUUCCUCUUGGGACUUGUACAAGGAGAUAGGGGCUGAGGACUUCCAGUAAGCCAUCCACGUGGCCAAAAAGCUGUAGAAAACAUUGCAAAGGCAAGCAAAGCAAGCAAUCCUGGUGAACUCUGAGCAGCUUCCUCAGUCAGUGUAGUCAAAGUAAAGCUAGAGUCUUGCCUUUCUUCCAGCAGCAGAUGAGAGUAAAAUGCACAACGAGGUGUGUCUGGAGCACAGCAGGGGGAGAGUUUGCAGAGUCUGCAGGCAGGGGAGAGUGUUCCAUGCAGGAGAAGUAGCAGCAAGGCUGUGUGUGGUGCCUUCCUGUCCCCGUGUCCAUCCCUCCUCUGCCAGCCCUAGAUUUGAGGUCAGUGAAACACUCUUCAUUCUGUGGAGGUGGAGGGAUGUGGUUCAUGGAAUGUGGGGGGCUCCUCUGGGGCUUUCCAAGGUUGUCAGAAGCAGGGCCAUGAACAGCAGUGCUCUGUGUCACUCCAGCCUCUUCCUUUAGAGGGAAAGGAAAUUUUCCACUGCGAACUUACUCCUCCUGCUCUCUGCCACCCCUGGAGAUUAUCAUUUAUAGCUGUGGUUCCUGCACUGCUCUGUGAGUGUGUGAAGUUAUCUCACCUGUUUGGGAGUCUGCAGGGAUCUGUCCAUGUUUAGUUAUCAGAGUGGUUCCACCUCCCUCCCCUGUGGUCCCAUCCCGGGCAGGAGCAGCCUGUGCACGGCCAUGCAAUCAGGGAUUCUUUUCAUCUUCCUCUUAGAAGGGGAAGGCCCUCCCUGUUUGCCCAAGUGCAGAUGGCCCUGGCACUGGGGACGUGGUGACACAGACUCAUUGCUUCUCAGGGAGGAUAGACAUGCUGCUAGGUGUUAUUUAGGGAAUGUUUUCCUGUCACACUAAUAGCUGCUGUGUGACCUGCAGCCCUCAGUAGGCACUGAGGUGUGUCAUUUAGCCUGUGUGCCAGGUGGUUUUCUGUGUGCACACACGUGUGAGAGUGUGUGUGUAGCAAGAUGUUAUCUCUGAGCAGGCCUGUGCAGUUUGUGCCUCAGGACCCCUGUGCAGGGACACUAGGAAAGGCUGUGCGCCAGGUUUUUGGGGCACCAGCUCCUCACUGUGCAUUUGCAUAGCGUAGGGAUGUUGAGCCAUGUUGUUAUUGUUAAAAUGACUGUGAAAAGCAGCCCUGUAAAUUUGUGGGCUCAGCUACAAUGACUGUUUUCUUAUUUAAAUUGUAUAUUGCAAACUGCUUUUGUACCGCAAUUAUGAUAUGUACAGAGCAGCUGAGUACUUCUCCUGGUCUUCCCAGGAUUUGAGGAGGUACAGCAUUGAAAUAAAGGUCAGACUUUGCCACAGUACAUGUACAUAAUGCCCUGUGAGCCUCCUUUUUGAUGGCACCCUGGCCAUUAGUGAUUUGUACCUGCUGUGUGUGACACACAUGUAGAUGUGAACAACUCUCUUAAAAAGAAAUCUGGCUGGUGAAACAAAAUGUGGAGCAGGCCUUUGUUAAUAUCAAAAUAUCAUGAUUUCCUGCUGUCCAAAUGCCAGCUGUGUGAAGGCUGGUCAGCUGUAAAAGGCUGUCUCUGGCCAUUAGUAGUUAAUUUUGCUACUGUCCUUCCCAUCUUGGAAAUGAGAGGAGCAGAAUGGCGGGGGAGGUGAGUGAGUGCCUUGAGCACCAUGUGCAGGGACCCCGAGGGGGUACUUUGUGCAUGGGAUCGCUGCCAGCAGCAUGCACACAAGAGACAAAGAGAGAAUGAAUCCUCCCACAGGCUACCUGGUUGGAUCUGUUUCUUUAUCUUGGUAGCUGGGAUGUGUUUCCCUGUCACAGAGCGCUAAUGAGGAUGAAAAGCUGCAGUGAGCAUGAGUAACUGAGGACAGUUGGGCAGCACUGGGGAAUCCCUGUGAAAAUAGGAGUGCAAUGCCGUUUCUUUCAAACCUUUGCAGUAGCAGUGCAGGUGCUGCUGCCCCCUGGGCCUGUCGGUAGAGCUGGUUUGGCAGACGGCUCUGUGCUGGGGUAAAAGACUCGGCUUUGUGCCUAGGACGAGCCAUCAAUUACUCAUCAGCCUUCUGUUGCGACAGGACUGCUCGCCCUUCUCCAGUGAAUCAUCCGGCUUGCAGAAGUACCUAUCCUUUCUCUCUGAUUAGAGACUAGCUCGGCUUGUUCGGGAAGCCUUGGGAGAUUUUGCCUGUAGGUGUGCUCUGGACUCUGCUCCCGCCCCCUCCCUGUGCAGCUCCCACUGGCUUGUUUUCUUCAGCUGUGGCAUUUCAAGCCUGUACGAGCUCGACUGAAAUGCUGGUUUUGCACGCAUGUGAGAUAAUGUAAUGCCUCUGACAGCUUCAAUAAAAGGAAAUGAGACAUGUGGAAGUCAGGCCAUUAAGACUAAUAAAAUAAACUCAAAAGUGUAGGUUUUGUGAAUCUUUCUCAAGCACAACGUGCUGUGCUUCAUGUUACCUGGGGCCAGUUUGUACAUGCGUGACACGCUGUUGAUUUCAGCAUUCAUUGUUCUCCACAGUGUGUUCAGCGAGCCUCAGGUUAUCUGCUCACCCUGCUAGAUGUGAGUCAGGCUCUUGCACCAAUUCUUUGCAGCAAAUUGUUUAUUUUCUCUGUGUUUUCUGCUCCUCUCCUGCAGAGAAGUUACAUAAGGAGGAGGGCAAAUGGAC